Molecule: messenger RNA, 1067 nt
Organism: Xylaria bambusicola
Lineage: Eukaryota; Fungi; Ascomycota; Sordariomycetes; Xylariales; Xylariaceae
Exons: 2
Coding region: 21-494 (157 amino acids)
Source: RefSeq, a predicted model, not a curated record
CCCCCUUAAACCAAAUCAAGAUGGCCACCCGAAAUCCAAUAACCAUAGAACAGCCUGCCACCGAUCUAUUGGGGACUCGAGAAUCGGCAAGGGUUGCUGUCUUUCUAAGAACGAAAUCGUCUCUCUAUUCAUUGACGCAUGACCAAGUUGUUCGCAAUACGUGCACCUCUCUGGACGUCCCUUAUGAAAAAAGUCGACUCAUUGCGAUACAAAAGUGGCCGAAGUUAGACGUAUUGGUCUUCGAUAUUUUCUAUGACAACUACGAUCUGAAUACUGCGCACCACAAGGUGGAUCUCCCAGUAUUGCUAGUAGACUACGGCAAGGCAAGCUCCGUCGUCAGAAAAACCAGCCAUGAAUUCAGUGAGAUUGUUAAUGUGCACGUCGCAACGCAACACAAUUACCACGGCUGGAACGCCAAGCCUCCAUACUUCGAGGACCAAGCCGGUCACAAUCCGCCCAAGUAUGAGAAUCCUCGAGAUGCCACGAUGCUAUAAGAGCUAGCAUCACAUCGAACUUCUAUUAAAUAACCAGUUCCUGUGCGGCGAAGCCUUUGGUUUGGAUAGCAAUCUAGCGCUGCUUUGCGUUUGGAGUGCCGGGGCAGCUUUACUUCUAGGCAAUAAGGUCGGAGGGGCGGGCUGAAGAAUGAUUAGCCGUCGGCGGCUCAGCUCCCUGCGGGGUAGUUCGCUUGACUUGCCCAACGAAAUUGUAGAGUAGUCCCCUAUUCGGUAGUGACUGAGGGCUUUGCGACGCAUGUAUUGGAUCAUAUCAGCUGAAAACAAUUAUUUCGCCGCAAAAGCGCAACAAGGUUCGCGAAUAUACAGAUCAAUUCUUAUGAGUCACGCACCCCGCGUUGCUGGUGUCUCGGGGAGUCCUACAAGUGGCAGAGCUGGGGGUACCUGGGCGCCUAAAGGGGGUCAAUCUGAGGUAACUCUAGCCAGAAGUCAAACGAAUGGAUACGGGCUAGAUGUAGGUAUGCUUGACUAUGACUAAUGUAAAACCAAUCAUCUGUUUACGACUCUUUCGAACCUAUUCAAUAUUGCAGCAUACAAGUGCGUGUAGCCGAAGCU